This is a messenger RNA of Pogoniulus pusillus (Red-fronted tinkerbird), 4426 nucleotides long. RefSeq names its product ankyrin repeat domain 52 (gene ANKRD52). The transcript has 28 exons. Gene Ontology annotation, molecular function: protein binding. Lineage: Eukaryota; Metazoa; Chordata; Aves; Piciformes; Lybiidae. The coding region runs from base 85 to 3309 and encodes 1074 amino acids. The record is from RefSeq and is a predicted model, not a curated record. Gene Ontology annotation, cellular component: nucleus; cytoplasm.
CUCCCCGCCCCCGCCAGCCGCCCGAGCGGAGCCGCCGCGGCCGGAGCCCGAUGCCGGGAGCUGGGCGCUGAGGGCGGCCCCGAGAUGGGGAUUCUCAGCAUCACGGACCAGCCUCCUCUAGUCCAAGCCAUCUUCAACCGCGACAUAGAGGAAGUGAGGUCGUUGCUGAGCCAGAAGGAGAACAUCAAUGUCCUGGACCAAGAGCGCCGAACACCUCUGCAUGCUGCUGCCUACGUCGGAGAUGUUGCAAUCCUUGAGCUCCUCAUCCUGUCAGGUGCUAAUGUCAACGCCAAGGACAGCAUCUGGCUCACCCCCCUGCACCGCGCCGCCGCCUCGCGCAACGAGAAGGCUCUGCACCUCCUCCUGAAGCACUCAGCAGACGUCAAUGCCCGGGACAAGUUCUGGCAGACCCCCCUGCACGUGGCUGCUGCCAACAGGGCCACCAAGUGCGUGGAGGCCAUCGUGCCCCUGCUGAGCAGCCUGAACGUGGCCGACCGCACCGGGCGCACCGCGCUGCACCACGCCGUGCACAGCGGGCACCUGGAGAUGGUGAACCUGCUGGUGACCAAAGGGGCCAGCCUGAGCACUUGUGACAAGAAGGACAGGCAGCCCAUCCACUGGGCAGCUUUCCUGGGCCAUUUGGAAGUUCUGAAGCUGCUGGUGGCUCGUGGAGCUGAUGUGAUGUGCAAGGACAAGAAGGGCUACACCUUGCUGCACACCGCAGCAGCCAGCGGCCAGAUCGAGGUCGUGAGGCACCUGCUGAGGCUGGGAGUCGAGAUCGAUGAGGCCAACUCCUUCGGGAACACAGCGCUGCACAUCGCCUGCUACAUGGGCCAGGACGCCGUGGCCAACGAGCUGGUCAACUUCGGCGCCAACGUGAACCAGCCCAACGAGAAGGGCUUCACCCCCCUGCACUUCGCCGCCGUCUCCACCAACGGCGCCCUCUGCCUGGAGCUCUUGGUCAACAACGGCGCCGACGUCAACUUCCAGAGCAAGGAAGGGAAGAGUCCCUUGCACAUGGCUGCCAUCCACGGGCGCUUCACACGGUCCCAGAUCCUCAUCCAGAACGGCAGCGAGAUCGACUGCGCCGACAAGUACGGCAAUACCCCCCUGCACGUGGCGGCCCGCUACGGCCACGAGCUGCUCAUUAGCACUUUGAUGACCAAUGGUGCUGACACUGCCAGGCGUGGGAUCCACGACAUGUUCCCUCUGCACUUAGCUGUUCUCUUCGGGUUCUCAGACUGUUGUCGGAAGCUGCUUUCCUCAGGUCAGUUGUACAGCAUCGUGUCCUCGCUCAGCAACGAGCAUGUGCUGUCCGCCGGCUUCGAUAUCAACACCCCCGACAACCUGGGCAGGACCUGCCUGCAUGCUGCUGCUUCUGGAGGGAACGUUGAAUGUCUUAACUUGCUGUUGAGCAGUGGUGCUGACUUGAGGAGGAGAGACAAGUUCGGGAGGACCCCUCUGCACUACGCAGCUGCCAACGGCAGCUACCAGUGUACGGUGACACUGGUGACAGCAGGAGCCAGCAUCAACGAGGCUGACUGCAAAGGCUGCACCCCCCUGCACUAUGCUGCUGCUUCAGACACCUACAGGAGAGCAGAGACUCCUUCAGGUAACAGCCACGACGGCGAUGAGGAGCCCCUGAAGGAGUCAAGGCUGAAGGAGGCUUUCUUCUGUUUGGAAUUCCUGCUGGAUAAUGGUGCUGACCCUUCCCUCCGGGACAAGCAGGGCUACACUGCUGUCCACUACGCAGCUGCCUAUGGCAACAGGCAGAACCUGGAGCUGCUCCUGGAGAUGUCCUUCAACUGCCUGGAGGAUGUGGAGAGCACCAUCCCAGUCAGCCCUUUGCACUUAGCUGCCUACAAUGGUCACUGUGAAGCCCUGAAGACACUUGCUGAGACCCUGGUGAACCUGGACGUGAGGGACCACAAGGGCAGGACUGCUCUGUACCUGGCCACCGAGAGAGGCUCCACCGAGUGCGUGGAGGUCCUGACCAGCCACGGGGCCUCCGCCCUGGUCAAGGAGAGGAAGAGGAAGUGGACACCUCUGCAUGCUGCAGCUGCCAAUGGCAACACAGAUUCCCUGCACCUCCUGCUUGACAGCGGGGAGCGAGCAGACAUCACCGACGUCAUGGACAUCCACGGGCAGACCCCCCUGAUGCUGGCCAUCAUGAACGGCCACGUCGACUGCGUCCACCUGCUGCUGGAGAAGGGCUCCACGGCCGACGCGGCCGACAAGAGGGGCAGGACAGCUCUGCACCGGGGGGCUGUGACAGGCUGUGAGGACUGCUUGGCUGCUCUCCUGGACCACGAUGCCUUUGUCCUCUGUCGGGACUUCAAAGGUAGGACCCCGAUCCACUUCGCCUCGGCCUGCGGACACCUGGAGGUGCUGAGGACCCUUCUGCAAGCUGCCCUCUCCACUGACCCCUUGGACUCUGUGGUGGACUACAGUGGCUUCUCCCCCAUGCACUGGGCUUCCUACAGUGGGCAUGAAGAUUGUCUUGAACUGUUACUUGAACACAACCCGUUCGCGUACCUGGAAGGAAACCCUUUCACUCCAUUGCACUGUGCAGUAAUCAACAACCAGGAUGGCACUGCCGAGAUGCUGGUGGAAGCCUUGGGUGCCAAGAUUGUGAAUAGCAGAGAUGCCAAAGGAAGGACCCCCCUUCACGCUGCUGCCUUUGCAGACAACGUCCAUGGUUUACAGCUGCUCCUGCGCCACCAGGCCGAGGUGGACCCCACAGACAAGCUGGGGAGGACUCCCCUGAUGAUGGCCUCUGAGAACGGCCACACCGCGGCCGUCGAGUUCCUGCUCUACCAAGCAAAAGCGAACAUAACUGUGCUGGAUGUCAACAAGAACACAGCUCUUCACCUGGCCUGCAGCAAGGGCCAUGAGAAGUGUGCCUUGUUGAUCCUGGGGGAAACCCAAGACCUUGGCCUUAUCAAUGCAAGUAACAGUGCUCUGCAAAUGCCGCUCCACAUCGCAGCUCGCAACGGACUGGCCUCUGUGGUGCAGGCCCUGCUCAGCAGAGGGGCCACUGUGCUGGCUGUGGAUGAAGAAGGUCACACCCCAGCCUUGGCCUGCGCCCCCAACAAGGACGUGGCUGACUGCCUGGCACUUAUCCUCUCCACCAUGAAGCCUUUCCCCCCCAAGGAUGCCAUCAGCUCCUUCAGCUUCAACCUGCUCAAGAACUGCGGCAUCGCGGCCAAGACGGCAGCAGCCUGCGGGGCUCUGCCCAACGGAGCCGCCUGCGCCUACGGCCAGGAGCGCCACGGAGCCAUCGGCCUGGACGGCUGCUACUCGGAGUAGCCUCGGCUCUGGGUGACCCCCACCUCUUAGCUAUUUAUUUAGGAAGUCUAUCAGUGUAGGGCACUUGAAAGGAGAACAAGACUGGGCACAGCCUCUGCCAGCCUGGCCGGCCAAAAAGCCAAGAGUUCAGAGCUUGCCCCUUGGCUCCGCACCGAGAGCAGCUGGCACAGCCCCCUUGGUCCCUGCCCCUUCCCAGUCCUCUCUCUCUUGGGUUCAGGAGCAGCUGGCACAGCCCCCUUGGUCCCUGCCCCUUCCCAGUCCUCUCUACCUUGGGUUCAGGAGCAGCUGGCAGAGCCCCACGGCCCCUGCCCCUUCCCAGUCUUCUCUACCUUGGGUUCAGGAGCAGCUGGCACAGUCCCCUUGGUCCCUGCCCAUUCCCAGUCCUCUCUACCUUGGGUUCAGGAGCAGCUGGCAGAGCCCCACGGCCCCUGCCCCUUCCCAGUCUUCUCUACCUUGGGUUCAGGAGCAGCUGGCACAGCCCCCUUGGUCCCUGCCCCUUCUCAGUCCUCUUUCUGUUGGGUUCAGGAGCAGCUGGCACCACCAUUAGGGUGGCACUGACCCACAAACACACCCUGGUUGUCCCCCUGCAGAGGGCAAAGCUCAAACCUGGCACUUUCCAGCCCUCUCUCUAUUGGCACCUCUUUGACUGCCACAGGCCCCAGCCAAGGUGCCACCAUCCCUGCCCAGAUGCACCAAGGCUGUCCCCCAGCAGAGGGCAAAGCUUGAGCCUGGCACUUUUCAACCCUCUCCCCAUCACCACCCCUCUGGUGGCCAAGCAGGAGCUGGGUGCUGUGCCCUGAGGGCAUCACCCAGCCAAGGUGCCACCAUCUGACACCAUGGCAGUCCCCCAACAGAGGGCAAAGCUCAAGCCUGGCACUUCCCAAUCCUUUCCCCAUUGGUGCCCCUCUGCUGGGUGCUGAAACCUUCCCCUGAGCCAGCCCAGCCCAGUGCCACCACCUCACUUUGUCCCCCAGCCUCCAGGGUGGCAUCAGGCUGCUCCCACCCUUCCCUACUGCCCUGUGCCAGCUGCCCACCCUCCUGCAGCUCCUCCACUCCAUCCUGUGAGAGGGGCAAGCCCUGAACUCUUGGUGGGAUGGGGGUGGGAUGGGCAUGGAGG